UCACAGAAACCGAUACCUAAAUUCAAAACAACAAAAAUGGCUGAAAAAGAGAAAGAUAAAAAUCUGGUAUCAAAUUUAAUCAGUAAAGCUCAACAGUCAGCCGAAGAAAUAGAUAGCGUUGCUAAAUUAUUAUUGGAAAAAAGAUUUUUUCUCACUGCCUUAGAAUUUCAAACUGAAUUAAUAGAAUCAGGAAAAGGUUCACCAAGAUUAAAGGACUUUUUUUCUAAUCCAAACAACUUUGAAUUUCAAGCCAAACUCGACCCUUUAUCACUUUUACGCAAAGCACCUAGUGUAUUAACAUUAGAUUCCAUUGAUGAUUUUGCACGUUACUCAGAUGAUGAUGUCCAUGAAACUGAUGAAAGAAUUGCAGUUCUGGAGUUUGAGUUGCGUAAAGCAAAAGAAACAAUUUAUGAGUUACGUCAAAGUGUUACGGAGAUGGCUUCAGAAUCAAAGAAGAAUCCAAUUAAUGAGCGGAGAGAUUCAAAUGCUAAUCAGUUUGAACUUCGAACUUUGAAUUUCUUGGUUAAUGAAUAUCUCCUGAGGUAUAACCACAAACUAACCUCAAUAACCUUUGCUGAUGAAGUUGGUGACCAAGAUUUGGAUGAUUGGGAAGAUGUUGGGUUAAAUAUUGCUCAGCCUCCAGAUCUUUUACACUUGUUUCGCGAUUUCUCUCAUCAUAUUAUUGAUCCAGAAUCAUUGCGCUUAGAAGAGCUACGCGAUAUGCAAAAUGAAUUGGAAUUAUUAAGAUCAAGAUGUGAAGAAAUGAAAACUGAAAUAACAAAGCUCAACCAAACAAAUAGCAAACUCAUGUUUGAAAUUAAUGAACUGAACAGAUUACAAAGUGCUUCAAAAGUGGAAGGUUUUAAAACGGAGUCACACUUGAAGUUGAAGGGUUCUUUGAGUGAUAAUCAUUUAGAAAAAAUAUUUUAUCAUCAAAAGAAAAGUUCUGAAGAAAAAAUAGCAGAAAGUAUUUUUAUAAAUACAGAUGAAAUUGAAAUUCAUAAUGAACUUCCGAAAGAAGAUAAAAUUGAGAAGUUGAUCAUUGAUCAUCAAAAAGAUCCUCAAACAUCAGAUUAUCAAGCAUCAGAUCAACAAGCAUUAGAUCAACAAACAUUAAAUCAACAAACAUCUGUUCUUCAAGAAAGUUUAAAAUCUCAUUUAAGCAUCACAGACAUUUGUAAUGAGUCAGAAAAAUCUAAGGAUUUAAAUGAAAAUUUUUCAAAUGUUGAUGGUUUAAAUGGAAAUUUUUCCACAAAUAUUGAUGGUUUCACUUUAAAGGAUAACAUUAGAUUUGUUUCUAAUACAUUCAUUGACGUUUUAUUCGCGCUAGUAAAAGAAACUCCAGAAAACACUGUACAGUCAUCCACCCUUAUAAAACAGGUUUCAUACUCAAGUAAAUCACCUGUUGAAGUUAUUGCUAAUUCACUACCUAAGAUUGUUCCAAAUGUUUUGUUAAAUAAACGAGAGGAGUUAAUUCCACUUAUACUAUGUGCUGCUCGAUAUCAUGGAGACUCUAAAGUUCGAGAUGAUCUUUUACACAUGCUCUUUAAUCUUAUUAAACGCCCUGAGUAUGAGCAACGAAAAAUUAUUAUUGAUGGUUUUGUUGAGUUUGCUAGUAGUGUAGAAUCAACUCGAAUAGAGUCAGAGCUUUUACCACAGUGCUGGGAGCAGAUUAAUCACAAGUUUCCGGAAAGAAGAUUGCUCGUUUCAGAAACUUGUGGGUUUAUAUCACCCUAUCUUCCAGUAGAACUUCAAAGUUCAUUGAUUUUUUCAAUGCUUUCACAAAUGCUACAAGAAGACCGAAGUGAAUUAGUACGCAGGUCUGUCAUUAAAAGUUUAGCAAUUGUAAUAAGUGCAAUUACUGAUGCUUCUAAGUAUUUACAGGCUUAUUCUUUGUUUGAAUGUGGUUUAUUGGAUAUAGUCGAUGAAGUUGUUUCAACUACUGUAGAAAUAUUUUUACCUGCACUUUCUGUGUGGGCUUGUGAAAUAAACAAGCUUCAAUCUCAUUUUAUACCAGAGCUUUUCAAAAAAUCAAAAACAGCUUUGCAGAGUUGGCAAGAAGCACAUUUAUCAGAGAAUGCUGAUGCUAAUAUGACUAUGUUAGAUUCAGAAAAUAAAUAUAAAAAAUAUAUCGACUGUUUAGUGAAGACUGUGUCUAUAUUAUUUGUUAACUGCAUCAUAACAGCUCCUUUUGAACAAGUUGUUGAAAGUCCUUUAUCAGAUGAUCGUUUACCCUUAACAAAAAACAGUUUGUUUAAUGUGCAUACAAUCAUCGGAGAUAACCCGAAGAUUAAUAGACUUGUGAAGCAAUUUGAUAAUUUUUAUGAUGGAGAAUCUGUAGUGGAACAAUGGGAGGAAGUGCAAUGGGUUUGUGAACAAUGUUUACCACAAGUUUGUGAAAUGUGUGGAUUAUUGUUCUAUAGUACACAUUUGGUAAAUCAGCUAGUGAGCUUUAUGUUUGCAUUAUGUCAAACCUUUGGAAAACCAUUUACUUCUUCCAGGGUAGUCCCUUUUUUUGAAAAACAGAUGAGAAAUACAGGUGCUGCUUUUCUCAAUGACACUCCUCCUGUUUGCUCACCAUUGCUUACAGUUUUUUUAUGCGGUGUUCUUCCUGUUUAUAAAGGGAGUGAACAAGCUGGUCGACUAUGUACAUUUAUUAAACAAUGUUUGUUGACAAUUUCAACACAGCAUCUCUCUCCCCAAUUUCUUGUUUUAUCUUUUAACAUUUUAAGCAAAGAUAAAGUACACCAUGUUCCAUUGCUUGAUAUGCUAAAGGAAUUGUUAUUUUAUCCUGUUGCUGAAGUGCGCACAACUACAGUGUUACUUUUAGAAGUGUUAGCCAAACAUGUCAGUAAUGAUUUGUUGAUAUCUCAAGUUGCUUCAGCUGUUAUAACUCUCACAAAUGACAAAGAUUUAACAGUCCGACUUGCUUCAAUUCCAGCACUUGUUUGUAUUGUUGAAGGUGCACAUGACAAACAAAUUUUGGAUAAAAUUUCAAUACAGUUACAAAAUCUGCUUGAUGAUGAGCAAUUACAAAAGAAUACUAUCUUUCUAAAAGUUAUUGUCCAGACUAUAACAAAGAUGAUUUCAAAUGCUGAUGCAAAAUUCAGAGAUGAAUUUUUGUUGCCUCGUCUGAAAUCUAUCAGUGAGAUAAAUCAACUAAUACAGGAUUCAGCAGAUCGACUUGAAGUAAUCGAAGAGUUGAUAUCUUCACAAAAUGCUGCUCUAUGUUGCUAUUUAUCUAGAGAAGUCAUUCUCUCCUAUAUUUUGCCAGUGUUGCGUUUACUUGAAGUUGACCUUAAAAAUGUUUCACCUGAAACUUUGGACUCCGUGGUUUUAAUGAUAAAAGAUGCAGAAAAUAAAUGCGAUGAUGACAAAUCAUCAGUGAGUUCUGGAAUUUCAUCAAGUGCUUCGUUAAAGCUAUUUGGAAACAUUUCUUCCAGAUUUAAAAAGAAAAACAAAGACAAGUAAUUGUAAAUGAUUUAUAAUAAUUUAUGUAUUUUUUUUACUUUUCUUUAGUUUAUUUUUUUUUUAUCGACUAUUUUAUUUUCUUACUUUAAUUUUUUUACGCAUAAUUAAUUACGUAUGUUAUUAUUGUCAUUAUUUUGGUGGAAAAUUCUUAGGAAUUUUUGUAAUUUAUUACUGCUAUCGGGAUUUUUCGCAAUUUAUGAGAUGUAAAUAAUAUUCCUGAAAUUAUCUUAGAUUUUUUAUAUAUUUAAAAUAAAUUAUUUUUUAUUACUGUUAACCUUUAAUG
This is a messenger RNA of Hydra vulgaris (swiftwater hydra), 3754 nucleotides long. Its product is annotated as RAB11-binding protein RELCH. NCBI's taxonomy places the organism in Eukaryota, Metazoa, Cnidaria, Hydrozoa, Anthoathecata, Hydridae. Gene Ontology annotation, cellular component: recycling endosome; trans-Golgi network. Gene Ontology annotation, biological process: intracellular cholesterol transport. Gene Ontology annotation, molecular function: protein binding. The record is from RefSeq and is a predicted model, not a curated record.